AUUAGUAGUAGUAGUAUUACUAUUAGUCUCCCGCAAGAACGUGAAGAGAGUUUGACAACUUUGCCGAAACAUGUUGUUUGAGCUUUAACGGUGUCCGUAGUUCCUCAGACAAGCGCGCCGAACAAGCGCGUGCUUUGUCAGUGCUCAUCACGAGCACGCGCGUAUUUUGCCGCGUUGGCGGGGCGGAGCGGCAAGAAGACGCUGGCGGAACCGUAUCUGAUGGGGAAUCGCGGAUUGACCUAACACCGGCCUUCGAAGGACCCAUCCUAGGUAGACCAGACCUUCGAAGGAUGCAGACCCUGAAUUCGGACACAGCUGUUGAGUGUAGAGUUUUAGUGUUAGCUUCUGCUAAAUACUGUGUUGACACAUAAUUUAGCAGAAGCUAACUACUUUAGUGGAACUAAUGCCUGUAAUUAGUGCUUUAGGGUUAGCACAACUAACUUUUUAGUUGAUGGUGCCCACCACUGACUUUCAUACAUCCAGAUCAUUGAGUUUAGACAUACCAGUCACUUCCACAGCACUGUGUGCAAGAUCCAGGAUGCUAACUCUCAGUAACUCAGUCUCAUUUAUGAUGUAAAUCUGAUGUAAAACCCCAUCUGUUAGAAAGCUGUCUGAAGACAUGACAAAAGCUACAUAAAAUAAUGUUUAUUAAACUACCAACAAAAAGGAAAUUCCAAAUAACUAAAGCUAAGCUAGUAGUGCGUAAAUGAAGUAAUGAAGGUCCUGAAGGUGGAUGCAUUGGAUUCACAAAACAAAGAGGAAACGGUGGAAAGUGUUAAUGUUUCAACACCUCCAGUUUGUCUUGUUUUUCCUCUCCCAUCAAGCUUUAUUAUGCUCACUCUGUUGUGUGGAAAUGUUUUGCAGAGUGGCGUGAUGUGGACUUGAUGCGCGACAUUGAAGCAGCAACAGGAGAGGACCUGGGCUCCAGUCGGGUGAGAGAUAAAAAAUGGAAGGGGAAAAAAAAGAAAUACCCCAACCUCAGUGAUCUAAAGCAGAGCAGCAACACGUCGCGCUCCAGACUGGAGAGAAAGGUCUUCAACAAGAGCACCAUGCGCAGAGUGGCUCAGGUGUUAAGUAAAGCCGACAGGAGAAAACACGACAAGUUCUCCAACCAGUUUAACUACGCCCUUAACUGACCAUGUUUCUGUCGCUGUGCUCUAUACACAGCCUCUUUCACAACAAUCAGGGACUCUUAAAAUCUGCAUAAAGAAACUGAGUAACAGUUUUUAAUGUGUGUGUUUAUGUCCCUGCAUUUCAUGACUGAAGGAACAUUCACAAUAUUCAUGUUUUUGGAGGGACUCUCACAAUGAAAGUUUCUCAGAUAAUUUAUUUGUUUGAGCCAGUAUAGGGCCAUGUAACCCAGUUGAGGUAAAAAAAAAUAAAUAAGCAUUUUUCACUGAAACACAUUAUUAAUGCAAAUAUUUUUUUAAACUGAAUGAGCUAACAUCUCACCAGCAGCUCAGCUUAUUUCUACACUUUGACUAUGUUUUCUCAAUUGAAAUAUUCACAAACAUCAAUAUCAGUCAAAAUUGGAAUCUGCAGAUCAGACUUUUUUAGAUCAGUGAUCAGCCAGAAAACUACAGUCGGUGCAGCCUUCGUACAGUACAUACUGCCCAUCUAUCUCCACUGAUAAACACCAAGCUAACAUUCACACAAUUCCUGCAAAAAGGACGCCCUGCGAUACUAUGACAUUUCUGUUAAAUAURCUCAGUCAAAUAUUGCAUUAAUGUUUGUAUGAUCUUGUGUCUUUGUUCUGUACACAGAUACCAAUAUGUUGACUUUUUUCUACUUUUGCUGAAUGAUUAAUUUAUGUAUUAUGGGGUAAUACGUGAGUUAGAUUUAAUACUACUGUGUGCAUUAAAAUCAUUUGUACCAUA
Poecilia reticulata (guppy) is the source of this 1877-nucleotide messenger RNA. The record is from RefSeq and is a predicted model, not a curated record. NCBI's taxonomy places the organism in Eukaryota, Metazoa, Chordata, Actinopteri, Cyprinodontiformes, Poeciliidae.